AAGAUGAUGAUGAUGAUGGAGAGGAUAGGGCUAGGAAUCAUAGCAGUGACAGGAGUAACAACAUGGAGAGAGAAGGACAACCAUGACAACAAGGACGGUAACAACAACAACAACAAGCAUGGUCACACCACUAUUGGGGAUGAUGAACAGGGUUAUGACUUAGACUUGUUCUGUAUACCGAAACAUUACGCGGAAGAUUUAGAAAAGGUUUACAUUCCCCAUGGACUUAUUAUGGACAGGACAGAAAGACUGGCACGGGAAAUUAUGAAGGCCAUGGGGGGCCAUCAUAUCGUUGCUCUCUGUGUACUGAAGGGGGGCUACAAAUUCUUUGCGGACUUGCUGGAUUAUAUCAAAGCCCUGAACCGAAACAGUGACAAGUCUAUCCCUAUGACCGUUGACUUCAUUAGGCUGAAGAGCUACUGUAAUGACCAGUCAACUGGUGAUAUAAAAGUAAUUGGUGGUGAUGACCUCUCAACUUUGACUGGGAAGAAUGUCUUGAUUGUAGAAGAUAUAAUUGACACGGGCAAGACAAUGAAGACUCUACUGUCUCUCCUCAAGCAGUACAAUCCAAAGAUGGUAAAGGUAGCCAGCCUGCUGGUCAAAAGAACACCUCGAAGUGUAGGAUACCGGCCUGACUUUGUUGGAUUUGAAGUGCCAGACAAGUUUGUGGUUGGAUAUGCUCUAGAUUAUAACGAAUACUUCCGAGAUUUGAAUCACAUCUGUGUGAUAAGUGAGACUGGGAAACAGAAAUACAAGGCGUGACAGUGCGGGUUUCAGGGCAUUCUGGAGCCGACAUCCACAGCAUUCAUUUUCUGUUGCCUUAGGCUUUAGACACCAGCUUAAAGCUGUGGAGUGUUCCAACCUUGUUGUCAUUUGCUUGCUAUAAUUUAUUGCAUGUACAGUAUGGAAAUCUUGUCUUGUUCAUUUACAUUGGAAGAACUAACAGGGAGUGCAAUUGUUCACCUCUUUUCUCCCCCCCCCCAUCCUCUCCCAUCUUUUUAAAAAUUUGCACUAUGGAUCCUACUGAUUCUGGCCCCUCCCCUUCUGGGAAUUUGCUGCGUGUUGGACCCAAGUUUAUCUCUCCGAGACAUGACAUUUCUUCCCCCUUCUUUAAACCUCAUCUACUCCGAACUGAAAUAGUUAUAAGUACUGUAAAUGUAUAAGACGUUUUAAGAUGGGAAAUUAUAUUAGUAAUAUUUUUUUAAGAAAACAAGUAAUUUAAGUUUUAUAUUGUAAUUAAUUCAGAAAUGGGGGUGAUUGUUGGAUAGCCGCUCUGGGGAGUGGGGGCACUGUACCCUGCGAAGGAGGAGGCAUCAGGGGGCAGCUGUCGAUAGAUGGUGUGGUCUUGAAAGAGUUGUGAACACUGUUCUGCUAAAACUGCUUCCUCUGGAGUUGCCUUACUUGCCUCUUGCAGGGAUUCUGAAUAGACAAUGCCAUUUUGCCCUGAAAGGACAGCAAGUGACAAAUGAGAAUGUUUAAGCACCUACGAAGCUUUAUGAUUCCUGCAGGCACAAUGGCACAGUCUGUGGAGAACUGCUGUUAUACAAGUCCUGUAGGAGAAAACAGGAAUACCUUUCCACGAGGCACGCACACCGUAUGUCCCUGGUGGACUGGGGCUUAAUUUUAUUUUCCUUCUCCAUCAGCUUAGCAGAGUUGCCUUUCAGGUCCAACAAGCUUCAUGUGAAAAAACUUCAAGUGAAAAAAUGAUUGUAACAUUGACUGUAUGGUGUGCAGAAAACCAAGAUUCUUUAAAAUAAAGCCUGUUUGUCUGAAGGUGGUUUUUGACA
Messenger RNA from Pogona vitticeps (central bearded dragon), 1787 nucleotides. The record is from RefSeq and is a predicted model, not a curated record. Lineage: Eukaryota; Metazoa; Chordata; Lepidosauria; Squamata; Agamidae.